This is a messenger RNA of Penicillium atrosanguineum, 798 nucleotides long. RefSeq lists its product as uncharacterized. The record is from RefSeq and is a predicted model, not a curated record. The transcript has a single exon. Bases 1 to 798 code for a protein of 265 amino acids. Lineage: Eukaryota; Fungi; Ascomycota; Eurotiomycetes; Eurotiales; Aspergillaceae.
AUGGCCCCAUCUCUUCCCCCGCAAUACGAAAUCCGCGUUCUAGGACCGGAGCAUGAAGAAUGGGCUCGAGCCAUUUGCCUCCACACGAACAUGUUCCACAGUCCACUUUGGCCGGUCGUAUAUCCAGAGAAUAUAACACAGCGACUGUACAAGUCGUUCCAGGCCGCACAUUAUCUGAUCAAACACCAAAUAGACUCGGGUUAUUCUCUUGGUAUUUUCAAUAAGAAUUACCAAUUCAAGCGACCGGAGUCUGUAGCCACAGGUGGCAAGCUAUACUGGAAUUUUGUCGAUGAGAAUGCCACCGAAAGCGAGCUAGAGGAGCAGAUGGAUUUCCCGCUCGUUUCUAUCGCUAUGGCCUACGAUGGCAUCAACGAGCUUGACAUGAAUCAAAUCAUGCCGCUAGUGGAAACAUUGCCCUUGUUCGCGACCAUCGUCAAGGUCGUCGAAGAUAGAGAUACGCGUGAUCCUGCCUCGUGGAAGCCCACCGGACCCAGGCAGGUUUUGAUGCGUAAUGCGACCAACACCAUGAAAGCGCAUUCGGGUCACGGGCUUAUGAGGCUGUUAGCAGAGGAGAUGAUGCGACAGUCGGCGGCUGCGGGCUUCCGUGGUAUCCAGAUUGAGAGUGCCAAUAAUGCGGUAUUGAAGGUGUGGUCGAACCCGCCGGAACCUUUUAAAGGGACAAUUACCUGUCAGUUUCACACGAUGACGUAUGAAGAGAAGGCAGAGUCCGGCGAGACUCUGUAUCCUUUCCGACCGGCAGAUCUGCCUAUUGCGAGGAUAUAUGUCGAUUUGUGCUGA